AUGCCGACGCCACCGUCGGUGGAAACUGUGGAUGGUGGCGAGCAAGCUGCCGCAAGCCAGCAAGGGAUAGCUUCGCCUGUGCUGCCGAGACGAGCGGAGCGAUCUUUGUCCCCCCGAGGCGAUGCUGUCCAGGCCAAGAAGUUCGUGGACUACCGGAUGGAGUCGGCACCCACGUGGGACGGUGAGAUGCCGGAAACCAAGUACCGGGAAUACUCCCGGAACCUUCGGCUUUGGCUGGUGGAAGCGGUCGAGCGCCUCCCCGGCAAUCUCAUCGGCAAGCGCAUCAUAGACGGCAUCCCUUUUGGAAGCCGCCUGGCUGCUCUUCUUGCUCAUCUUAGUGUCGAAGACAUCACGGCUGAGAAGGGCUAUGAGAAGAUCGUUGGAAUCAUUGAGGAUGCUCAUGAUUAUCUACGAGACGCUAAGCUGGAGCAGGCCUUUGACCAGGCGAUCUUCAAGGGGCGACGUCGGGGCGACCAGACACUCAGUGGCUUCGUCGCGACCAAGAAGGCUGCGUUCGGUGAGUUGAAGCGGCAAGGAUUGGAUCUUUUGAGCAGUCCGGCCGGCAGCCAUCUCUUAGGACAUCUCCUGCUGAGGCAGGGGAACUUCAGCGAGGACCAGAGGCAGCGCAUCAAGGUCCUCACCGAUGGCUCGAUCGACUUCCCGAAGGUCGAGAAGGCCAUCCGUAAGCUGUUUGGGGAGACCGUGGACGAGGCCCAGGCGAUGGCUGCUAAUCGUCAUCGUGCGUUCUGGCAAGAGGAUGGCGAGGAACUUCCUGAUGAUGACGACCCGGCCGCCCUGAGCUACUGGGACAGUGUGUACUAUGGGGAUGCUGUGUCGGAUGAGCCCGAUCCCUUCGAAGAUCUGCUUGAAGUUGACGACGCCGACGGCUCAGUGUACCUCUGCCUCGACGACCCCUUGCCAGCGAUGAUGGACGAGGACGAGGCCGUGUCCUAUGCGGGGGAGCUCUUGUCCUUCGUGUACGGGGUUGCGGCUGAGCGCUGGCAUAAGGGCAAAGGCAAAGGCAAGAGCAAAGGAAAAGGGAAAGGAAAGUUCAAAGGAAAGGACUUCAAGGGCUCAAGUGGCAAAGGCUUUGGAGUGUACGGCACCUACGCUGACCACAGGAAAGCUCUUCAAGAUGCUCGGACAAGCCGCGGUUUUGGCAACGGCAAGGGUGCUGGCUCUAAUGGGUCCAGGCCAAGAACUUCGCUGCAGGAGAUACAAAACCGCAGCCGAUGCCACAAUUGCCGGCAGCUGGGGCACUGGUCCAAGGACUGUCCUCAGAAAAGGAGGGUGCCGUCACCGUCGAGCCCAAGGCCACCAAUGAACCAGAACUCGGCGCAAGGCCGCCCUGGUGGGCCUUCGACAAACCUUUUCUUCAUGGGAGCCCCGAGCCGUCAGGUGGAUGAUGCUGGGCAGGAGUUUUUCAGUGCGGCCUGCCCUGGCGCAAGCAGUGUGUUCACAGGAUUUUCGUCAGCGGAGGAUCUGGAUCAGGAUCCACCAGAAAUGGCAAAGGCCAUCAACCAAGACCAGUCUGCGCCCACCGAGGAAUACAUGCUCUCGUUCCUGUCUUACACCUAUGCUAGCUGUGACUCCGAUGCUGUUGGUACUGCUCUAGUGGACACUGCAGCACAACAUGGGUUGAUUGGUCGAGAAACGUUGACUAGGCAUGACCUUUACCUUCAACAUCAUUAUCAACUUCGGGUGCAGUACUCAGAUGAGAAGGGUGGUACCGUUCGGGGAGUGUGUGGCUCUGAGGAGAUUACUCAAGUGGCGUAUAUCCCGAUUGGCAUUGGGGGUCGCGGUGGCAUACUUCGGGUGCAGGUUGUUCCUGGUUGGGUCCCGUGCCUGGUUCCUGCAUACUUCCUUGACCAGUUGGGUGCAGUGAUCGACAUGUCCAGCUUGCUGAUUGCGUAUGUGCGCCUUUCUGUCGUGCAGAACAUGAGCAGACUUCCAUCAGGGCAUGUUGCAGUCAGUCUGUGCGAGUUUGGACAAGGAUGGUCAGUUCCUGCGCAAUAUGACUUUCUCAAGAGUGAGAUUUGGAAGGUGAAAGGACCGUUCCUGAAGCCCUCCCCCGAGCUCUUUGUUUCCCUCGUUGAUGGAACGCGGCAAGAAGUCGAGAUGCCUCCUUCGGUGGCGACGCUGUGUGCUGCGCUUGUUCUAUGUGCUGUGCACACAAUACGACGUUUGGCGCUGCAGCGGGAGUCCUUGCAACGGAAAGCUUUGGACAUCCAACGUCGCGAGCAAGCUUUGCUGGCGGAGGCCGGGGACCAAGUGAAUUAUCGACCACCUCGGAGAUCCUUUCUUCCGGAAGAUCAUGGGGAUCAGAAGAGGCCGCUGGUCGAACACCGUGGGCGGAGCAAGUUCUUGACUCCUGUGCUCCGGAGCAGCCCUACGUGCACUCAUCCGGAGACCAAGCACGGCUGCAACAGCGAAUGGGCAUGGACGAAGUGUUUGCGCUGCGAGGCAGUGGAACAGGUGCCAAAGAUGGACCUUGGCAAGCUCAGCGAGUGGAACUCCAUCCUGGUGUACCAGCCGCCGACUUACACCACUCCGACCGAGAAGCGACAGACCAAGGUUGCACAAAAGGAAGCGAAGCAGAUGAAGGAGCUGCCUCUGUCGGAUCUCGAGCAGGACAACAACGAUCUUUGGAUCCAGGAAGGCCGGAUGCUGGAGAUGCCGGGACCGGUGCAGAUGUGCAACACAUGCCAUGGCAUGGUGCACCUGAUGAGGCUGCCCAACAACAAGUUUGUGUGGGGAUGUCUGGGUGGCGACCCCAGUUGCCAGUACCGCUGGCAGCAGGACGCUGGGAACCUGCCACUGGCAUCGAAUGUGAAGCUUUGCUUGGCAUGUCAGAAGACGGCGCUGGAGGAGGUGAUGGAGCGAGGUCGCCAGGCUUUCCGGUGCCCGCUGUGCAACGACCUGACCCUGGAGAUCGAGUGGGCUCAGGUGAUGAAGGAGUUCGAGCAGCGGGGCGGCUACAAUGUGAAUCUGGCGACCACGGAGGAGAUCAAGAGCUCAGGAGCCGAGCAGGUGCUGGAUUUGGUUGCGGUGCAUCGUGCUGUGGUGCAUAGCUUCUAUGGUCAGGUGAUUCCGGGUCAAGCUCCGGUUCGGAGCCGUCCAUCUGUGGGCAAACGAGUGAUUCUCACUUCCCCGGAACCAGGACUGUGGAACGUGGUGAAUGUGGAUCCCGGCGGUGUCUACGACUACGACCUCGGGAUGCCAAUGAAUGCCUACGUGAUCCAGGAGUUCUCAGAGGACUUUCUGAAUUAUCUCUUCGACCUGGACCUCGAGGCUGUCGAGGUGACUCUGGACAAGGGGACCAAGAAGAAAUUGAUGGAAGCCAUUGACCGCACGGCACCGGAUCAACAAGGAUACUUUGAACUGUGGGAAGAUGAAGUGAGUGAAGAUCCGGUCGAUGACGAUCCUGUUGAUUCUGUUCAAGUUUUUGGUGCCCGAACCCGUGACGUGCAUCCUGGUAGUCCUGCCGGUGCACUCCUCCGCAGACCGGUGCCACCAUCAUCCGCUGCUGAUAUCGAACUCGGUACCUCUCCGAUGGAGAUGCAGUGGAGUCAGAGACGGUUUCUACCGGUCGAUGUGGAAUGUGAGAUCCUCGUCCGAGACAUGAGGGACUUUCGAAGCGAUGUUGAACAUAUGUGGCGCGACUACUACGGCCAGGCCAUGUAUUUGUCUCUUCGGCCUGCACGUGCUCUACUACCUCAGAUUGGCCCAGGACAUCGGAAUGUUCGAUGGACAGUGGUGAAGACAGGGCCCAAGGAGUGGCGAUGGAUUGAAAAAGGGGCUACUGGACCCUGGCACCCCGAGGCCCGGAAGCAUGAAGUGACCAUUGUGCUGUACUAUUGGCCCGAGGUUCCUCAAAGUCAAGUUCUGGCCAGCGGGUAUGACAUCACCGAUCGCGAGAAAUCGGAGGUGCUGAGAUGUCACGUGAACCUUGGCCAUCCCAACAAGCGGGAAUUUGCCCGCCUUCUCAAGGCCUCUGGCACUCGACAUGACAUUGUGCAGUACAUUCUCAGGGAGUUCGAGUGUCCUGGGUGCAUCGCCGAGAAGCGUCCGCCUACACGGCUUCCUUCGGCAACCCCGCGUUGUUUUGAUUUUAACAUCGUCCUCGGGGUCGAUAUCCUGUUCAUCCAUGGAGCCAACGACAAGGCCGAACAUCCUGUCUUAAAUGUGACGUGUUUGGGAACUCUGUACAGUGUGUUCGGAGCAGUGGACCAUCGACGGCGAUCAGCUGACCUGGUCUGGAAGGCCUUCGUGACGCUGUGGCUUCGUGUCUUUGGGGCCCCAGCCUUUCUGAUCUACGACGAGGGCAAUGAAUUCGUGGGCAAAGCCUUCCAAGACGGUCUCGAACAACACGGGAUCAGACCGGUGGAAAUAAACCGGCAAGCUCCGUUCGAGCUUGGUACUGUGGAACGCCGGGGAGCUCUCUUCAAAGAUGCGUACUACCGCACACGUGAGCUACGACAACCGCUGGACUUUGCGGAGACCGAGAUGAUCAUCUACGAAGUGAGCUGGGCUAUUCAGACGCUGACCAAUCGGUCUGGUUACAGCCCUGCUCAACGAGUCUUUGGCCGUCAACCACAGGUGGCGCUGGACUCACUGGCAGAUGGUGGCGAGUUCAACAUCAGUCCCACGGCUGAUGCCGCGUGGCAACGAGCCCACGAGUUGCGAACUGCAGCUCGCAAGGCCUUAAUUGAGGUCGAUGCCC
Symbiodinium sp. CCMP2456 is the source of this 4723-nucleotide messenger RNA. NCBI's taxonomy places the organism in Eukaryota, Dinophyceae, Suessiales, Symbiodiniaceae. The record is from the annotation of a GenBank genome assembly.